GAUGUUUUAUAAACUACUGAUCAUAGGGUCAGUUGUGGUGGCAGUCAAUUCGUUGAGGUGUGUCUUCGGUGGACAGGGCACCGUGAAUGGGCAAACUGGCGCCUCAACGGACACUAACGUCACCUGCCGAUCAUCCACGAAGUUUUGUGUGAAACUUGAAUCCGACACCACACUUAAUGGAGGUGGUUUCCAAUAAUA
This is a messenger RNA of Gongylonema pulchrum, 198 nucleotides long. Lineage: Eukaryota; Metazoa; Nematoda; Chromadorea; Rhabditida; Gongylonematidae. The record is from the annotation of a GenBank genome assembly.